AUGUCUCAGUUGAAAGAACAAGCACGUGAGGGCAUACGUCACGCUAAAGACAUACUCUCACUUUUACGGAACCAUAUCAGCUUGACGUCUUCUUUGGUCGGCGUUAGUGCAUGUCUUGCUGCCUAUUGGCUGAUAAAAAGAAGAAGGUACCGCCUACCACCCGGACCACUAGCCUUGCCAUUGGUUGGAAAUUACAAUCUAGUGGGAGACACCUUGCUUCAUGAGACGUGUGCCCGAUUGUCUGAUAAGUAUGGCCCCGUCAUCACCAUACAGUUUGGUCCUAUGCAGAUGGUGGUUUUGAAUACCAUAGAAGCUGUAACAGAGGCCAUGGUUACAAAGGGGGAGGACUUUGCUGACAGACCUGUGACUGUUUCUGGAAUGGAACUUAGUGAAGGAGGCAAGAAUAUUCUCUUAUCACAAUACACUCCCACGUGGAAACUCCAUCGUAGGAUUGCCACUAAAGCUCUCAGAAAGUACUUACGGGGUGAAAAGCAGGAGACCGCUAUCCAUGCUUCCAUGAACGAGUUUAUUACACUUCUGAUGGACACUGAAGGACGGGCUUUCGUUCCUCAUGCUUACGUAGACCACGCCCUGUUCAACCUGAUGUGUGGACUCUGUUUCAACAAAGUAUACAGUUUCACCGAUCAAACAUUCAACCAUUUUAUCGAAGUCGACAAUGAAUUCAUCAAAGAAUUUGGACUCGGUUUGACUGAAGACGUGAUUCCAAUUUUGGCCAAAAUUUGGCCCAGCAAACACUUCCGAAAAGUUAUUGGGCAUUUGAAAGAAUUAAUACAGUUUGUUACAGACAAAUUUCAGGAACAUGUGGAUGUAUUCGAUGCAGAUGAUAUCAAGGAUCUGACAGAUUUUGUCAUUUUGACACGAAAAGAAGCUGAGGAUGAUGAGGAUGCUGAACUGUUAAGUCAGUUAACGGAUGUGCAUCUUCGACAGACCAUUGCUGAUAUUUUCUUCGCGGGAUUUGAAUCAUCGCGUUUCACCUUGACCUGGGGUUUGCUAUAUUUAGCCGAUCAUCCAGAGAUUCAGAAACGAGCACAGGCAGAGAUAGAUACAGUCGUAGGUCGAGAUCGUCUCCCAACAAUAAAAGACCGUGCGGCCCUUCCAUACACAGAAGCUGUCCUCCUUGAGAUCAUGAGAAUUGUUACGGUGUCACCUCUUGGUAUUGCACAUGCGGCUCGCGUUGAUUCCACGAUCUGUGGGUACGAUGUUCCAAAGGCCACAACAGUUAUUAUCAACCACUGGGCACUUCACAAUGAUCCAAGGCAUUGGCACCAUCCUCAGAAAUUCAACCCGGAGAGAUUUUUGACGUCCGAAGGAAAGCUUGCUCCGACGCCUGAAAGCUGGCUUCCUUUCUCUGUUGGUAGGAGGGUGUGUUUGGGAGAAUCAGCGUCGAAACAGGAACUUAUAUUGAUUAUCUCGAUUAUCCUUCAUCAGUUCACCCUGAAACUGCCACCAGGGGGGGCAUCGGGGCUAGCUGGUUAUUUAGCAAAACAUUAUCUCAUCCAAGUCGAGAAAAGAAUAGUUUUUCACACCUAUUUCCAACAACGUGAAACUUCCCCAGUUUCCUCCAAUACUAAUUUACUAUUUCACUCUUCCGUAUCGAACUCCAGAUUGUACGUCACAUUUAUCUUCGCCAUGGACGAACUCAAAGAACAAAUACGAGAUGGCUUAUGUCAUAUCAAAGAAAUGCUCUCGCUCAUUCGGAACCACCUCACACCGACUACCUGUCUGGUCAGCUUUAGUGCGGGUCUUGUUGCUUAUUGGUUGAUAAAAAGAAAAAGAUACCGCCUACCACCAGGACCACUUGCUUUGCCAUUAGUCGGGAACUACAGUUUAUUGGGAGAUUCUAGAUUGCACGAGACAUGUGCCCGACUAUCUGGUACCUAUGGUCCCGUCAUCACUAUUCAGUUUGGUCCAAUCCGGAUGGUGGUUUUGAAUACCAUUGAAGCCGUAAUGGAGGCCAUGGUUACAAAAGGGGCGGACUUUGCAAACAGACCCGUCACCCUUUCUGGGACAGAACUUAGUGAGGGCGGCAAGAACAUCUUCUUAUCACAAUACUCACCCACGUGGAAAAUCCACCGCAGAAUUGCCACCAAAGCUCUCAGGAAGUACUUACGAGGUGAGAAACCAGAAGCUGCUGUUCAUGCCUCUAUGAAGGAAUUCGUUACUAUAUUGAUGAAAACUGAGGGACAAGCCUUCACACCUCAUGCUUACGUAGACCACGCCUUGUUCAAUGUGAUGUGUGGACUCUGUUUCAACAAAGUGUACAAAUUUGACGAUCCAAAGUUUACCAAAUUUAUGGACGCUGACGAUGAAUUCAUUAAAGUAUUCGGUAAUGGGUUAAUAGAAGAUGUUUUUCCUCUUUUGGCCAAAAUCUGGCCCAGCCAACAAUACCGAAAGGUUAUGGGAUACUUCAAGGAAAUGCUGCAGUUUCUGUUAGAUGAAUUCCGCGACCAUGUCGAGAAAUUUGAUGCAAAUGACAUCAAAGACCUGACUGAUUUUGUCAUCUUGACACGAAAGGAAGCAGAGGACGAAGAGGAUGCUGAGCUACUGAGUCAGUUAACUGAUGUCCAUCUACGACAGACAAUAGCGGACCUUUUCUUUGCGGGAUUUGAAACUACAAGAUUAACACUGACCUGGGGCUUGUUAUACUUGGCCGAUCAUCCUGAAGUACAGAAGCGGGCCCAGGACGAGAUCGAUGCAGUCGUAGGUCGAGACCGACUCCCAACAAUAAAGGACCGCGCCGCCCUCCCUUACACAGAGGCAGUACUAUACGAGGUGAUGAGAAUUGCUUCGGUGGUACCGUUUGGCGUUGCCCAUGCUGCUCGAGUUGAUUCCAACAUUUGUGGGUACGAUGUUCCCAAGGACACGAUAGUUGUUAUCAACCACUGGGCACUUCACAAUGAUAAAAGACAUUGGCAACAACCUGAGACAUUUGACCCGGAGAGGUUUCUGACGUCAGAAGGGAAGUUAGCUCCAUCACCUGAAAGUUGGCUGCCUUUUUCCGCCGGAAAAAGAAUGUGUAUGGGAGAAUCUACAGCAAAACAAGAGCUAACACUGAUGAUAUCGAUUAUCCUUCAAAAAUUCAAUCUCAGAUUACCGUCUGGUGUUACAGCUGAUUAUUCUCCUGAAGCCUCAGGACUUACAGGUUACAUGGCCAAUAGAUACCUGAUCGAAGCAGAGAAAAGGGAAUAA
Messenger RNA from Ylistrum balloti, 3210 nucleotides. RefSeq lists its product as uncharacterized. Gene Ontology annotation, molecular function: steroid 17-alpha-monooxygenase activity; iron ion binding; heme binding. NCBI's taxonomy places the organism in Eukaryota, Metazoa, Mollusca, Bivalvia, Pectinida, Pectinidae. The record is from RefSeq and is a predicted model, not a curated record. Gene Ontology annotation, biological process: progesterone metabolic process; hormone biosynthetic process.